Messenger RNA from Varanus komodoensis (Komodo dragon), 1918 nucleotides. It is a transcript of the gene WDR13, whose product is annotated as WD repeat domain 13. Bases 112 to 1569 code for a protein of 485 amino acids. The record is from RefSeq and is a predicted model, not a curated record. Gene Ontology annotation, molecular function: protein binding; promoter-specific chromatin binding. Gene Ontology annotation, cellular component: nucleus. The transcript has 10 exons. NCBI's taxonomy places the organism in Eukaryota, Metazoa, Chordata, Lepidosauria, Squamata, Varanidae.
UUUUGCCGCCGCCGCCGCCGCCGCCGCCGCCGGCCAUUGCAGGGACCACCCGGGAGCCGCUGCAGGCACCCACUUACAAGCUCCCCUGAGCGGCCAGUGGCAGUGUGGGGCAUGGCAGCAGUGUGGCAGCAGGUGUUGGCUGUAGAUGCUCGGUACAACGCAUACCGCACUCCCAACUUCCCACAGUUCCGCACACAGUACAUCCGCCGGCGCAGCCAGCUGCUGCGAGACAACGCCAAAGCCGGCUACGACCCUUCACUUCGUAAGCAGUACUUGCGGGUGCGCAGCCAGCUUCUGGCCCAGCGCUACGGCCCCCUCUCGGAACAGAGCAGCUUCCGCGCCUACAGCAACAGCAUUGUCCGAAGCAGUCGUACCACACUUGACCGCAUGGAGGAUUUUGAUGACGAUCCAAGAUCACUGGGUGCCCGUGGCCAUCGCCGUUCUGUCAGCCGAGGGUCCUACCAGCUGCAGGCUCAAAUGAAUCGAGCUGUUUAUGAUGAGAGACCCCCAGGCAGUGUUGUCCCCACUUCAGUGGCAGAAGCCAGUCGUGCCAUGGCCGGGGAUACUACACUAAGUGAGAACUAUGCCUUUGCUGGAAUGUACCAUAUCUUUGACCAGCAUGUGGAUGAGGCUGUGCCUAAGGUUCAGUUUGCUAAUGAUGACAAGCACCUACUAGCCUGCUGUUCACUUGAUGGAACCAUCUCUGUGUGCCAGUUAGUGCCCACUCCCCCUGUGGUGCUGCGGGUGCUGAAGGGACACAGCCGUGGGGUGUCUGACUUUGCAUGGUCCCUCUCCAAUGACAUUAUUGUUUCUACUUCGCUUGAUGCCACAAUGCGCAUUUGGGCAACGGAAGAUGGCAAAUGCAUCCGGGAGAUUGCAGAUCCAGAUGCUUCUGAACUGCUCUGCUGCACUUUCCAGCCAAUGAACAACAAUCUUACAGUGGUGGGGAAUGGAAAGCACAACCUACAUGUGGUGAACAUCUCAACAGGGAAGAAAGUGAAAGGUGGUUCAAGCAAGCUAACUGGCCGCGUACUCUCUCUCUCCUUUGAUUCCCCGGGCCGUAUCCUCUGGGCAGGAGAUGACAAAGGCAGCGUAUUUUCUUUCCUCUUUGAUAUGGCAACAGGAAAACUGACCAAGGCCAAGAGGCUGGUAGUUAAUGAAGGCAGCUCCAUCACAAGUAUCUCAGCCCGCUCCUGGAUCAGUAGAGAAGCACGGGACCCCUCCCUUCUCAUCAAUGCAUGCAUCAACAAACUUCUGCUAUAUAGGGUAGUGGACAAUGAAGGAACACUCCAGCUUAAGAGAAGUUUCCAGAUACAACAGAGCUCGCAUCCUGUUCGCAGCAUCUUUUGUCCCCUCAUGUCCUUCCGCCAGGGAGCUUGUGUUGUGACCGGCAGUGAGGAUAUGUGUGUCUACUUCUUUGACGUGGAGCGUGCCACCAAGGCUAUUGUUAACAAACUGCAGGGUCACAGUGCUGCUGUGCUGGAUGUCAGCUUUAAUUGUGAUGAGAGCCUGUUGGCAUCCAGUGAUGCCAAAGGCAUGGUUAUUGUCUGGAAGAGAGAACAGAAGUAGCAUUCCUUCCCUUGGCAAAUUGAGGAAAAAAUAUUUCAUAAGAUGGUUGCAACAGACCGAUGAAAGUCACAACCUUAAAAGAAGACUAAAGGGACAAUUUUUACUCCCCUGGUUGGACCUGUACAUCUUCUGCAGCUAGGAAAGUUCUGAGCAUACCUCUAGCAGUGCACCAGCGCCCAGUGCUCCCCUGCUUUUCAGUUAGCAGGGUUGCUAUAUAGGGUCCUGGUUAUAUUGUGAAAAGUUGUUUUCUUUUGUUGUGGCAUAUGGUGUUGUUUUCAGAAUGUCUCUUGUUGGUAACAGCUGCCAGCAAUGUCUGUCGAUAGGAAAGAUAGUAAACAAUUCUACAAGG